Colletotrichum truncatum is the source of this 306-nucleotide messenger RNA. NCBI's taxonomy places the organism in Eukaryota, Fungi, Ascomycota, Sordariomycetes, Glomerellales, Glomerellaceae. The record is from RefSeq and is a predicted model, not a curated record.
AUGUUCCUGAAUUGCCGACUGGUCUCAUCUUUGGUGGUUACAGUGGUUAACAAGCCUCUUCGCCUAGGCUGGCCAAGCGAAGGUGCCAAGUAUCAGCACGCCUUGCCAGGGUUUGAGAACGCGGAAGCCUUCUACAGUGAGGGCGUCUACGGCAUGAUUCGCUGGGGCUUCAACGUGUUCUUUUUCGAAGCUUUUGACGAGCCCUGGAAGCCGCACGCCAUUGGCGAGGAUGGCAGCGAGGCGCCUGAGGGGCACUGGGGCGGGAUGAAAGCCGAUCGCAGUGCCAAGUAUCCUCUCAGGUGCUGA